AUGUCUGGGGGAGAAACUUUUCUUUUUACUUCAGAGUCCGUAGGCGAGGGCCAUCCUGACAAAAUUGCCGACCAAGUUUCCGAUGCUAUUUUGGACGCAUGUCUUAAAGCGGAUCCUUUUUCCAAAGUCGCGUGUGAGACUGCCACAAAAACUGGCUUGAUUUUUGUAUUCGGUGAAAUCACUACUUCGGCUACUCUAGAUUAUCAAAAAAUUGUCCGUGACACUGUUCGGCGCAUAGGUUAUGAUGAUUCCUCAAAAGGAUUUGAUUAUAAAACAUGUAAUGUUCUUGUUGCUAUUGAACAACAAUCUCCUGAUAUCGCUCAAGGCCUUACUCAAAAAAGUCGCCAACUCGAAGAUAUCGGUGCUGGGGACCAAGGUAUCAUGUUUGGCUAUGCAACUGACGAAACUCCAGAAUAUAUGCCACUUACUCUUGUACUUUCUCACAAACUUAAUAAGAAAAUGGCUGAUCUUCGUAGAGAUGGCACUCUUGCCUGGCUUCGUCCAGAUUCUAAAACUCAAGUAACCGUACGCUAUAGAAACGAUAAUGGUGCUUUGAUCCCUCUCGAAGUUGAUACUAUUGUCAUAUCUGUUCAACAUUCUCCUGAUAUUACAACUGAAAAGCUUAGACAAUUAGUAAAAGAAUAUGUUAUUGAUACUGUUAUACCUUCCAAGUACCUAACAGAGAGAACUAUUUAUCAUAUACAACCUUCUGGAUUAUUCAUUAUUGGUGGUCCUCAAGGUGAUGCCGGAUUGACUGGUCGUAAAAUUAUUGUUGACACUUAUGGUGGUCAUGGUGCGCAUGGCGGUGGUGCCUUUUCUGGCAAAGAUUGGUCUAAAGUUGAUCGUUCUGCCGCUUAUACUGCUCGUUGGAUCGCGAAAUCCCUCGUUCAUGCCAAACUUGCGCGCCGUGCUCUUGUUCAACUUUCUUAUGCUAUUGGCGUAUCUGAGCCUCUUUCUAUUUUUGUUGACACUUAUGGUACCUCAACAAAGACUAACGCCGAACUACUAAAGAUCAUUCAAGAAAACUUUGAUUUAAAGCCUGGUAUUAUUGUACAACAACUUGGUCUUCACAAGCCAGAUGGCUGGUGUUAUGAACAAACUGCUUCGUAUGGUCAUUUUGGUCGUGAAGAGUUUCCUUGGGAAAAAGUCAAAAAUCUCAAGAUCUGA
Messenger RNA from Dentiscutata erythropus, 1167 nucleotides. Lineage: Eukaryota; Fungi; Glomeromycota; Glomeromycetes; Diversisporales; Gigasporaceae. The record is from the annotation of a GenBank genome assembly.